AUGUCUUCCACAUCGAACAUUGUUCCUCCUGAGAAAACGGGCAAGCCUGGCCGCCCCCCAGUGUAUGCCAGAGAUUCAAUAACCAACAAGCCAAUCCGGCCCGCUGGAGCGCCAAAGCAGAAAUAUAGCGCUCGAAAGAAGGCCGGGACUGGAGAGGCAGUCCAAAAGGCGACAGUUUCAGCACCGAAACGAAAGAACACGGCUGAUGCCCCCGACAUGCAAGCAGGGUCCUCGAAGAAGCAAAAGUGCAAAGACCCGGAGAUUGGUCAGGAAAGGGCUGGAUCCACUCUUGAGGAUCUUGAGAGGAACGAAGAGGAAUCUGAAGGGGGACCCCCGCGCUCUCCCACCCCGGAAAUCAUUUCAAUCACCGCCAACACCAUCUUCCUCGACACGCUUGAUCACUCCUGCUUCAAGCCUUGUACUGACGAGUUCUGGGCUGUCAUGUACAGCAAAGAGGGAAAAGGAAGGGCACCUUACGAUGCGAUUAAAUGGACCACGCAUCCUAGGCACGUCAGGGAGGCAGCCGGUCUGAUGAAGGCCAUGAGGCCGCAGUUUUGUGAGUGGAUGGAGAAGGAUUGGUGGCCUGAGGAGAUGAAGAGGCUGGCGAGCGAGAACGUGCAGAAGAUGUUGGAUGAGGCCUGGGGACACAGGGCGCCAGAUCAGGAGAUGGUGACAGAGCCGAAAUGGGAACUCCUUGAGAUCCCUUUCGAGCUGUCGUGCGAGUUGUAG
This is a messenger RNA of Ascochyta rabiei, 729 nucleotides long. RefSeq lists its product as uncharacterized. Lineage: Eukaryota; Fungi; Ascomycota; Dothideomycetes; Pleosporales; Didymellaceae. The coding region runs from base 1 to 729 and encodes 242 amino acids. The record is from RefSeq and is a predicted model, not a curated record. The transcript has a single exon.